Messenger RNA from Trypanosoma rangeli, 423 nucleotides. RefSeq names its product calpain-like protein. The transcript has a single exon. The record is from RefSeq and is a predicted model, not a curated record. Bases 1 to 423 code for a protein of 140 amino acids. Lineage: Eukaryota; Euglenozoa; Kinetoplastea; Trypanosomatida; Trypanosomatidae.
AUGGGCUUAUUUUUCUCGAAGCUUGGUCAGCACAAGCUGCUUGCCACCCCCAACAUGCGCGGUAACUUGGAGACGUGGCUCUUUAACGGGCUUCUGCUUCGCAUCAUUGACACGUCCACCCGUACAUUGGCCUUCUUCAACAACUCAAGGGACUACGAGUUUCACAUCACCUACCUGCUGAGCGCGGGCAGCGUGGUUCGUCCGCUGGACAAAACCACCGUUAAGACCCAGAACGAUGGCGUCCGGUGCGAGCUGGUGGUCUACCCGCUGAAGACGCAGCGCUUCAUCGUCGGCGACGUCAUCAGAUACGAAAGCAAAAUUGAGGCUCUUCCCCUCUCCAACAUUUACUUCCAGUCCCACCCAAACAUUAACGAGCACGCAUACCUCCGCCGUCUCGCGCCCCCCAGCGCCUCCUGGUUUUAG